Osmia bicornis bicornis is the source of this 743-nucleotide messenger RNA. It is a transcript of the gene DCTN5-p25, whose product is annotated as dynactin subunit 5. The record is from RefSeq and is a predicted model, not a curated record. Lineage: Eukaryota; Metazoa; Arthropoda; Insecta; Hymenoptera; Megachilidae. Bases 136 to 681 code for a protein of 181 amino acids. The transcript is spliced from 4 exons.
UUAACGCGAUUCGCGAAAAUAACGACAGGAGGCGUCGUCGUAAGCUCGAUAACAGACAUCAGCUGACAAAAAUUCAUUCGUGUUUGACGUUUCACGGAAUUAGAAAAGCUGAGGGAAGAUUUUGGAAAAAACGGCAUGGAACCUCAGGAUGUGUAUUACAGCAGGGCGGAGUACGUCGAGACGGCUUCCGGGAACAAGGUAAGCAGGCAGACGGUUCUAUGCGGUUCGCAGAAUAUCGUUUUACACGGAAAGGUGAUCGUACAAUCGGACGCUAUUAUCAGAGGCGAUUUAGCGAACGUCAGGACGGGACGUUAUUGUAUCAUCAGCAAAAACGCCAUCAUAAGGCCGCCGUUUAAGAAGUUUAGCAAAGGCGUCGCCUUCUUUCCUCUGACGAUGGGGGACCACGUGUUCGUGGGAGAACGAGCUGUGGUAAACGCGGCCAUCGUCGGUUCAUACAUAUACAUAGGGAAAAACGCAGUAAUCGGAAGGAGGUGCGUCCUGAAGGACUGUUGUUACAUCGAGGACGGAGCCGUGAUCCCGCCAGAGACCGUAGUUCCUUCGUUUACCCGUUUGGCCGGCAAUCCUGCGAAGUGCGUCGAGGAUUUACCCGAGUGCACCCUCGACCUCAUGCUAGAAUUCACAAAGAACUAUUAUCAGCACUUUCUACCGUCACGCGGUUAAUCCGUUUGUUAUUCUGUAUUCUGUACACAGGCGCGUACCGAAAAGAAUGUUCAUCCCUUGGA